This is a messenger RNA of Necator americanus (New World hookworm), 975 nucleotides long. RefSeq lists its product as uncharacterized. Lineage: Eukaryota; Metazoa; Nematoda; Chromadorea; Rhabditida; Ancylostomatidae. The transcript has 2 exons. The record is from RefSeq and is a predicted model, not a curated record. The coding region runs from base 1 to 975 and encodes 324 amino acids.
AUGCUGCUCAGAAGAUUACUAGCCUGUGCUGAGCGUGCCUCGAAGCCGCGCACGACAAACUUGGAUCGAAUUUCGAAGUCCACCAAGAAAUUGUUGGAAAGAAGAAGGGCUUUGAGGCUUGAUCCGAAUGCAUCGCACGUUGAGCGGCAGAAGAAGAUUCUGGAAGCAGCCCAAAGAAGAACGAGUCUAAAGAAGUGCCGAAGGGAUCUCUGCGAAUAUAAUAUUCCGCUAGCAUCUUUGUUGAGCGAAGACAGGACUCGCACGUCUUCUCGUCGUGAGAUGGAAAUCAUUACGGAGAGGUUCUACUUGAACCUUUUCCGUUCAUCAACUCCUGUGUCAAGAUCAUCACGAAAUCUCCGAUCGUCCCCACUGGUGAAGCUCCACCACGGAUUCUCUCUUACGAGUAUUCCUUUAGUGGAAGUACGACAUUUUAUAUCAGCAGACUUUCUUCGGGCUGGUGACCAUCCAUUUCAUGCAAUGUUAUCGGCGCACAUGACGUCUUACCUUCAGAAAGAAAGGAUCCCAGACCAACGGAAGACCUCGCGAACCGUUCUUAUCUAUAAGAAAGGUGACCGAGAGGACCUCCGAAACUACCGUCCGAUGUGCUUGUUGAGCGUGUUAUACAAAGUAUUCACUAAGAUCAUCCUCACGCGCAUAUCUAGGACGCUGGAUGAAGUCCACCCUCAAGGAACAAGCUGGAUUCCAUCAAGGGUUCAGCUGCUUGAACCUCAUCCAAACUGUUUCAAGGUCAUAGAGGUUUGCCGGGAAUACCGCCUGCCCCUUGUUCUAACCUUCGUCGACUAUGAGAAAACCUUCGACAACGUAGAAACGAGUGCAACUAUCAGCGUUGGUCGAUCAAGGUGUGGACGCGUAGUUACCUUGAUUACCUUGAUUACCUUGACUCCCGUUGAUUUUCGAACUGGUCGAGCGGGCGCCAGUAAUUCUUCCAUUUGUCCCGAUCGCGUGCCAGAAUAG